UGCCUUCGUUGGUUUGCUAGGGAACUGAUUGUUGCUGCAGCAUCGUGUCGCUGGAUGAUGGCUGCGUCGAAGCCUAUAGAACCUCAGUCAUGCAGUGGACUUUCCCGAUGGCAGCUGGCACUUAUGGUAGGGACUCCAGUACUCGUUGGCGUUGGAGCUGUGUACCUCUGGAGGCGAAGCCGCGGCAGAGACAAGCAAGCGAAAUCGAACGGAGAAAGGAAAACUCCCGAAGGCAGCGCUAGCCCUGUUCAUGGUCGGCAUGGCACGAGCAGUGUAGGACUGGAGAGCAUGAGCCCUCUUGACCAAGCACAGUCUGCUAAGAAUAAGGGGAACAAGUAUUUCAAGGCAGGCAAAUACGAGCAGGCUAUCCAGUGCUACACAGAAGCCAUCACCCUAUGUCCCAAAGAACAUAAAGCAGAUCUGUCUACCUUCUACCAAAACAGAGCUGCAGCCUAUGAACAACAGAUGAAAUGGACCGAGGUCAUACAGGACUGCUCUUGGGCAGUGGAGCUGAAUCCUCGCUAUGUUAAAGCACUUUUUAGGCGUGCCAAAGCACUUGAAAAGCUGGAUAACAAGAAAGAGUGCCUCGAAGAUGUGACUGCAGUCUGUAUUUUGGAAGCUUUCCAGAACCAGCAGAGCAUGCUUCUGGCAGAUAAGGUGUUAAAACAGCUGGGAAAAGAGAAGGCAAAAGAUAAAUACAAGAAUCGGGAGCCUCUUAUGCCGUCUCCUCAAUUCAUCAAGUCCUAUUUUAGCUCAUUUACUGAUGAUAUAAUCUCACAGCCCUAUCAGAAGGGGGAGAAGAAGGAUGAGGAUAAAGACAAAGAGGGUGAAGCUGCAGAGGUCACAGAAAGCUCGGGUUAUCUAAAGGCUAAACAGUAUAUGGAUGAGGAGAACUAUGAUAAGAUCAUCAGUGAGUGCACAAAGGAGGUAGAGUCAGGAGGCAGGUACACAGCUGAAGCUCUUUUGUUAAGAGCCACCUUCUACCUGCUGAUUGGCAAUGCAUCUGCUGCACAGCCAGACCUUGACCGUGUCAUCAACAUGGAUGAUGCCAUUGUCAAGUUGCGUGCCAAUGCACUAAUUAAACGUGGAAGCAUGUACAUGCAGCAGCAGCAACCCCAGCUCUCAACGCAGGAUUUCGAUAUGGCUGCAGUGAUUGACCCUCGUAAUGCAGAUGUCUUCCACCACAGGGGACAGCUGAAGAUUUUGCUGGAUCAGGUAGAGGAGGCUGUGGGAGAUUUUGAUGAGUGUAUAAAACUUCGACCAGACUCUGCACUCGCCCAAGCUCAGAAGUGCUUUGCAUUGUACAGACAGGCCUACACUGGAAACAACCCAUCCCAAGUUCAAAAAGCCAUGGAUGGGUUUGAGGAUGUUAUUAGGAGGUUUCCAAAGUGUGCUGAGGGUUAUGCUCUGUAUGCACAGGCACUCACUGACCAGCAACAGUUUGGUAAAGCAGAUGAGAUGUAUGACAAAUGUAUUGAACUAGAGCCUGACAAUGCCACAACAUAUGUCCACAAAGGUCUGCUGCAGCUCCAGUGGAAACAGGAUCUUGAAAUGGGCCUUGAACUUAUUAGCAAAGCCAUUGAAAUUGACAACAAAUGUGAUUUUGCUUACGAAACUAUGGGAACCAUUGAAGUUCAGAGAGGCAAUCUGGACAAGGCAAUAGAUAUGUUCAACAAGGCCAUCAACUUGGCUAAAUCCGAGAUGGAGAUGGCCCAUCUCUACUCCCUCUGUGAUGCUGCUUAUGCCCAGACAGAAGUUGCCAAAAAGUAUGGUCUCAAGCCUCCCACACUUUAACUCACAUUUCAUCAAUCUCUAUUGCUGGGCCAGAGUACACAUCCCAUAUACCAGCUUUGAUUUCUUAACUAAAAUGAUCAUCAAUGAAAAGGUAGAAGGUUUUGGUACCAUAUGAGUACACCAGUGUUUUGGAAACGUUUUGGAAUGUGUUGGUGUGUGAAGCAAUGAAAUUAAAAGAUUGCAAAAGAAUGAUAGAGACUGAUUGCUGCUUUUUUAGAUCAUCAGUUGCAUCAUCAGUGGUUUAGUUUGUGCUCUACAAGUAUGGCUUAAAAUGUGUUGGUCUUACAGAGCUGAAGUCCCUGUAUAGUUUGACUCCAUUUUGGAAAAAACUCAACUGCCUGUAGCCUUGUUCAGGUGUGUGUUAUUAGGGCUGGAUCUGAACUUUGCAGCACUCUAGGACUGACUAGGAUUUUUAAACGGCUAUGCACAUUUGGUUUGUCUCCCUCAUGUAACAUGUUUAAGUCGGACAAUAAACUCAUUAGGUCAGAGCUCCAUGAACCGAACUGUCAGUGUGUCUUAUAAAAGAGACAUACAAAAUGUGAAGAGCGGUAGGUCCCCAGGACAUGGAUUGAAAACCAUUGAACUAAAGCAAGUUGUCCGGACCCCAUUCCUUGAGACCAGUGUCCUACAGACUCAGCUCCAACCCUAAUCAAACACACCUAAACCAGCUUAUCAUGGUCCUCAAGAUUACUAGGGCAGUUGUUUUUAAUGAGCGUUGGAGCUAAAGGGCUUGUUUGAUUUCAUGCAGUGCCAUUCAAACCGAUUGGCACCUGACAUCAAAGUAUGGUGAGAGCGAUUCAAAGUUAACAAAGCUCUUGGCUCUCUCGUGUUGAAUGGUCUCAGUGGCACUGCAUGAAAUUCAACAAGCUCAAACUCAGCAGGGCACAGGUUUGGACACCCUGGACUUUAUUCGACAAUUAGUAAUUUAUACUUGAUUAUUUCUCCCUUUUAGAUACCAGGUUAGUAUGUUAAGUGAAUGUACAUCAUCAGAAGGUCUGCAAUAUAGGUUCAUAGAUUAAUGCUGUAAAGUGCAGAAGCUUUGUCCUAUCGAUGUAAAAUCCAAGUAUCCUGGUUUUGUUUGGAAGUGCAGGAUUACACUUUUUGUUUGUGUUUGUUAUAAACCUGUCCGUAUUUGGUGUGUCAUGAAAAAGGGCCAUACAGGUAAUGUUUGUUGAUGUGUGGGAUUUUUGUCUUUUAAUAUUCUAUGAAGCAGUGAAUUUUUGCAUUUUCUAUUUAAAUUGAGUUACAAUACUAUACUGAUGUCACUUGUUCUACUGGAAGCAUAAUUAUUUGUUCAAAUUUGUCAUAAGGGAAAAUGUAAGGAAGUAAAGAAGUGUUACCCAACUUACCCAACUAAAUAGCGAAAAUUUUCAAAAGAAGCUUAGCUUGAACAAAUUAAUGUUGCCAUUUUGUGCAAAAGAAUAUAUAAACAAUGUAAAUCACCAAAAUUACAUUCCUUAUGUUUUACUCUUAAAAUGCAUUGAUUUUGUUUAGAUGUUCUGUGAAAUAAAAAUUAUGUGGAGGGUUAA
Molecule: messenger RNA, 3323 nt
Organism: Triplophysa dalaica
Lineage: Eukaryota; Metazoa; Chordata; Actinopteri; Cypriniformes; Nemacheilidae
Gene: tomm70
Product: translocase of outer mitochondrial membrane 70 homolog A (S. cerevisiae)
Exons: 12
Coding region: 55-1794 (579 amino acids)
Molecular function (GO): protein binding
Source: RefSeq, a predicted model, not a curated record